Messenger RNA from Dacryopinax primogenitus, 527 nucleotides. RefSeq lists its product as uncharacterized. NCBI's taxonomy places the organism in Eukaryota, Fungi, Basidiomycota, Dacrymycetes, Dacrymycetales, Dacrymycetaceae. The transcript has a single exon. The record is from RefSeq and is a predicted model, not a curated record. Bases 213 to 482 code for a protein of 89 amino acids.
CCUCUCUCUAUGUAUUGGAAUUCAGUACUUUUUAAGACUCGCAUUUAUUAGGAUCCCGCCUUCACCUAUCACCGAGGAGGGGAAAGAAGCACUUUGGAAUUGGGUUUCCAGCCACGCCGCUAGCAGCUCUUCGUUCUCAUCAACAACCCACUCCAACCAGCGCACACUUGUAACAGAACCCUGCUCAGCCUCCUCCUAACCUUACAUGUACGAUGAUAGGAAAGCCAGCUAUGCCAGGCGAUAGGUUAACUUUCUCUGAAAUUGGAACGGGAACUGGAACUGGAACUGGAACUGUGAAACUGUUGGUGGGGCUGUCAGCCACCAGCAUACCUGUCCAACUGCACCACAACCCACCACACUUUGACCAAUCGGCCAGGACGCCAAAGUCGGCACACCACCAACACACCCAACAACGUUAUGUACGCCUGCCUGAUAGAUGUAUAUGUAUAUGGUCGACCAGCUGUGAUCCCGUACCCGAGUGAACCGCACCGGAGCGGCCUGCGCAAACGCGGUCGGGUGACUCCUCC